AUGAAUAACUUCAUAUUCAUCUUUCUCGGUUUUACUUUUUGUAAUAAUGUCUAUGUACAUGGGUCUCGCAUCAAACUCUUUCUGGAUGUUAAAGCUAAUAAUCUCAUGGAUGUCUGGCAACGAUCUCACGAUACUCACCGUGAAGAAACGAAUCUUACACGAAAUAUAUUUUCCGUUCGUACCAUUUUAUACGGUAUUAUUGUUAUAAUACUCAUCGCUGUCUUAUAUUAUUUACGCCGUCAAGAAACGAGUGCUCUAACAAGUAUGGCAGCAUAUGGACUAUCUCAAAUACAUCCGGGAGUGAGUGUUCUCAUGAGUGCUCUACAACGUCUUUAUAUCCUGGACAAUGCGCCUCAUUAA
Molecule: messenger RNA, 360 nt
Organism: Rotaria socialis
Lineage: Eukaryota; Metazoa; Rotifera; Eurotatoria; Philodinida; Philodinidae
Source: the annotation of a GenBank genome assembly